Chrysochloris asiatica (Cape golden mole) is the source of this 351-nucleotide messenger RNA. RefSeq names its product INTS3 and NABP interacting protein (gene INIP). The coding region runs from base 1 to 351 and encodes 116 amino acids. Gene Ontology annotation, biological process: DNA repair. Gene Ontology annotation, cellular component: SOSS complex; nucleoplasm; nucleus. The record is from RefSeq and is a predicted model, not a curated record. Lineage: Eukaryota; Metazoa; Chordata; Mammalia; Afrosoricida; Chrysochloridae. The transcript is spliced from 3 exons.
AUGGCCUACCUUAAUAAAAUAGCUCUAAAAUGUUUAUUAUUUUUCUCCCCUUCUCCUUUAGGUUUCCAAAAUAAAAAUAGGGUUGCAAUCUUGGCUGAACUGGACAAAGAAAAAAGAAAACUACUCAUGCAGAACCAAUCUUCGACAAAUCAUCCUGGGGCUAGCAUUGCGCUCUCCAGGCCCUCUCUUAAUAAGGAUUUCCGGGAUCAUGCUGAACAGCAGCACAUUGCAGCCCAGCAGAAGGCAGCUUUGCAGCAUGCUCAUGCACAUUCAUCUGGAUACUUCAUAACUCAGGACUCUGCAUUUGGGAAUCUUAUUCUUCCCGUUUUACCUCGCCUUGACCCAGAGUGA